Molecule: messenger RNA, 3693 nt
Organism: Carassius auratus (goldfish)
Lineage: Eukaryota; Metazoa; Chordata; Actinopteri; Cypriniformes; Cyprinidae
Product: dolichyl-diphosphooligosaccharide--protein glycosyltransferase subunit STT3B-like
Biological process (GO): post-translational protein modification
Cellular component (GO): membrane
Molecular function (GO): dolichyl-diphosphooligosaccharide-protein glycotransferase activity
Source: RefSeq, a predicted model, not a curated record
CUGUUCUUCUUUGUUUACAGGUUCAACUACAGAUCGACUCAUCAUCUCACAACUAAUGGCUUUUAUGAGUUUCUCAACUGGUUUGACGAGAGGGCUUGGUACCCACUGGGCAGAAUAGUGGGAGGAACAGUAUAUCCUGGUCUGAUGGUGACGGCGGGACUGAUCCACUACGUACUGAAUCUGCUUCAUCUGACGGUGCACAUACGUGAUGUAUGCGUGUUUCUGGCCCCUGUUUUCAGCGGCUUGACCGCCAUUUCUACCUUCCUGUUGACACGGGAACUGUGGAACCAGGGUGCCGGCCUACUGGCAGCAUGUUUCAUCGCCAUCGUACCAGGCUACAUAUCACGCUCUGUGGCCGGUUCCUUUGACAAUGAGGGCAUUGCCAUUUUUUGCCUGCAGUUUACCUACUACUUAUGGGUAAAGUCAGUGAAAACAGGCUCAGUCUUCUGGGCCAUUGGCUGCUGCCUUUCCUACUUUUACAUGGUGUCUGCGUGGGGAGGAUAUGUCUUCAUCAUCAACCUGAUUCCUCUCCAUGUUUUUGCGCUGCUCCUUAUGCAGCGCUUCAGCAGGAGGCUGUACAUCGCCUACAGCACCUUUUAUAUAGUGGGCUUGGUGCUGUCCAUGCAGAUCCCUUUUGUUGGCUUCCAGCCAAUCCGGACGAGUGAGCACAUGGCUGCUGCAGGUGUAUUUGCACUGCUUCAGGCUUACGCCUUUCUGCAGUAUCUGAAGGACAGACUGACCAGGCAGGAGUUCCAGACGUUGUUCUUUCUGGGCGUCUCUCUGGCUGCGGGGGUGGUUUUCCUUACUGUUAUUUACCUGACUUACACAGGGUACAUUGCUCCUUGGAGUGGGCGUUUUUACUCUCUCUGGGACACAGGAUAUGCGAAGAUCCACAUCCCCAUCAUCGCCUCUGUGUCAGAGCACCAGCCCACCACCUGGGUCUCCUUCUUCUUUGACCUGCACAUCCUGGUCUGCACCUUCCCAGCAGGCCUCUGGUUCUGCAUCAAGAACAUUAACGAUGAGCGAGUCUUUGUGGCUCUGUACGCCAUCAGCGCGGUGUACUUUGCCGGUGUGAUGGUGCGUCUGAUGCUGACGCUCACCCCAGUGGUGUGCAUGCUCUCAGCUAUCGCCUUCUCCAGUGUGUUCGAGCACUACCUGGGUGAUGACAUGAAGCGUGAGAACCCGCCGGCUGAGGACAGCAGUGAUGAGGACGACAAGAGGAAUCAGGGGAAUCUCUAUGAUAAGGCAGGCAAAGUCCGAAAGCAUGUGUCAGAACAGGACCGCCCAGAGGAGGGUUUGGGCCCCAACAUUAAAAGCAUCGUUACCAUGUUAAUGUUGAUGCUCUUGAUGAUGUUUGCGGUGCACUGCACAUGGGUCACCAGCAACGCCUACUCUAGUCCCAGCGUAGUGCUGGCGUCGUACAACCAUGAUGGAUCCCGCAACAUUCUGGAUGAUUUCCGUGAAGCGUAUUACUGGCUCAGGCAGAAUACCGAUGAACAUGCUCGAGUCAUGUCCUGGUGGGACUACGGGUAUCAGAUCGCAGGAAUGGCCAACCGCACCACGCUGGUGGACAACAACACGUGGAACAACAGCCACAUAGCACUGGUCGGUAAAGCCAUGUCCUCCAAUGAGAGUGCAGCCUAUGAGAUUAUGAAGUCCUUGGAUGUGGAUUACGUCCUGAUCAUUUUUGGAGGAGUGAUUGGAUAUUCAGGAGACGAUAUUAACAAGUUCCUGUGGAUGGUGCGCAUUGCUGAGGGAGAGCACCCUAAAGAUAUCCGGGAAAGCGAUUACUUCACACCGCAGGGGGAGUUUCGGGUGGAUAAGGCCGGCUCUCCAACCCUGCUCAACUGCCUAAUGUACAAGAUGUCUUACUACCGCUUUGGCGAAAUGCAACUGGACUUCCGCACACCACCGGGAUUUGACCGGACACGAAAUGCCGAGAUUGGCAACAAGGACAUCCGUCUGAAGCACCUGGAGGAGGCGUUCACCUCCGAGCACUGGCUGGUGCGCAUCUACAGGGUGAAGAAGCAGGAGAACCGACAGGCUCUGGACCACAAGCUCCGCAACAUCGCAGCCAAGCAGAAGUACACCUCAAAAAAGACAGCCAAGAGGAAGAGGGGAUACAUCAAAAACAAAUUGGUUCUGAAAAAAGGCAAGAAACUGAACAAGAAGUCGGUUUAGGAAAUUGAAUGAAAACCUUGAGAAUGGAUAAAGAGGAAAACGAAUGACAAUGACUAAUGCAACUAGUAAGUAAUCCACCAAUCAAAAAGAAGAACAAACACGUUGUCUGGCGCCGCCCACCUGAGAACAUUUGAUUGGAGGCUUUAGGUCCUGUGAUUGCCAUGAUGACACGGAGGUUCCAUGAUGGGUUCGAGGAUGAGGCGAAGAUGGGGGUCUGCACCGCGGUUUUAAUUUGACAUCUCUGGACUUAGUUUUGUUCUUGUUCUCUUUUCUUUCUUUUUUUUGUACUUGAAUGUGCUGGUGAAGCGAGAGCGCUGCCGGUGUCUCAAAUGGCACGCACUGUGUUUGUGGUACAGUUUAAUCUAAUCCAACCCGAACGCUAAAAAUAUGAAUUUCAUGAAGCCCAGUGGACCUUGGAGCACCAAAGAGAUUUUUCGUUUUGUCAGAGCCUGUAAUAAAUUAACUUUUGAUUUAAAAAAAAAAAAACAACAACAACAACUUAAGAAUAAAAGAUAUGGAAAAAUCUAAAGAAAUUUGUAGCCGUCUACAGUGCGCAGCCUCUAAAAUGCUCUCUUGGUUUUAACUGUUAUCUAACAAACCCGGUUUCCUAUGUGACAGAAUGCAGUGGGCUCUUUGUGGCUCUUGAUUUGUUUUUUUAAGGCAGACAUUGCAAAUGACUCUAUUAGAAAUGUUUAACUCUUGUGGUGAUUUAUAUAUAUAAAUAAUUUUGUUUGUUACAUCAUUUUGAAUGUUUCCGUUUAGUUUUUCUAUUUGUUGUAAGAUUUUAUGCAAUAAUUCUAAAUUCAAAUGAAGAAAAAUCGGCUUUUAUUUCCUGUGUCGCUCAGUUGUUUUGUCCAGAGGGGGCGCUGUGGUUUGGCAUCUCCUGCGCACAAGUUUGCGAAAAACAGAUGCUUAUGGACGUUUUCUUGGGCCAAUUAGAAGUCUUUUUCCCCUUCCUAAACAGCUGUCUGCCAAGACAAAAAGUGAAUUGAAUUAGUUGUAGGUUUAUAAAAUGCUGCAUUACUAGCCUGAAUGCACUUUGUCUUAGUUCACCUUAAUGUGGAUCCACUACUGAGUAGCAUGCAGGUGGAGAGUGCGUAUUUUUAGUGUGAAUAUUCACUUAUUUUUAUUUUUACAUUGAAAAGGGUGCUUCCUGCAACAUCCAGUUGGUUUUCUUUUCCUCGGUUCUUCUGGGCUGCCAUUAAAAACUUCCCGUCUUUGUUUGUUUUCUGCCUUUCUGGUUUUCAACCUUGCGUAUUGCUUUUGCGUCAUCUGUUUUUAUAAGAUAAUUAGAAGGAAAAUUAGAUCGUUUUUCCCCUCUUCUCCAUAACACAUCCACAUUAUUCUGCUCUGAGGGCUCUGAAGCUUAGGGGAAGGUAUUUAUUAACAAGAAUGCAUUUGAAGUUGAGAAGAGGAAGCCUUUCAUCCUGAAAUGCAAAAACUGUAUUUUCCGUUUCAUUUUCAAGUUAAAAUUUAUUCCAUAAAUUGUAAAAUAAAAAAUUUAAAAAACGA